ACAUUCCUUGCACCCCUGUCCUGGGAUCAGUGCUCAUAGCUCAUGCUCCAUAAUCCCUUUACAGUCAGGACCCGCCCACUCUCCACCAGGUGAUUGACAGCCCGCUCAGCCAACGAGGUGUCUGCCGACUUGUCUGGCGUCCUUCCUUCCCCCCCUCCUUCUGCUUGUCCGACUUUGUUGCUCUCCUGCCCCGCUAGCUAGUCUCCAGUCUCUCCGGGGAACCGAGGAACAACUCGCCAAAGUCCCAACCAUGGAAGGCGACAACAUAAUAAUGCCUGUUUGACUCGGGGACACAUUUCAAGAUGCCAGGCCUUUUGUCCAGUCCUGUGUGUCUGACAGUCAUCUGGUUUUUAUCUUGGUCGCUGCGUCCCAGUUGCGCUCAGAUUCAGUCUGAUGAAGUGUUGGAUAUACAGUACGGGCACUUGGAGUCAAAUGUGACACUACCAUGCGGGAAGUCACAAAUCAGGAUACCCGUGGUGUGGCGGCACAAUCAGAGCUCAGCAUUACCAUGGCACCAGGUAACAUCAGAUGGAAGCUUAGUCCUGCAGCAUGUGGACCACUCGGCGCAGGGCGACUACAGCUGCUAUGACAACACAGGGCUCCUCCUCCGCUCCGUCAACCUCAGGCUGGGACGUCCCCCUGGGCUUCUGAGUGUUUCCUGUCAAGUGCCCAAUCACACACAUGUUCGCUGCUCCUGGUUGGACUCCAUAAGGACGUUUCUGCCAGCUCAGUAUGACGCCUCCUUCAGGGGGAACGGUAAGGAGUGGAGGCCGUGUGUCGUGGACAUCCCUCACAGGCGCUGUGAUAUAGAUCAGCCAACUUUCUGGCAGACCAUCCACACCCUGAGAGUGACUGAGACCAAUGCACUUGGAUCUGAGACAACAUAUGUUCGUUUUAAGCUACAUGAGCUAUUAAAACCAGACCCUCCAGAGUUGGUGUUGGUGAAGGAGUUAGAAGGCUUUCCAAAGAGACUGACGGUCACGUGGAGCUUUCCCUCCUCCUGGCCGAAGCACGAUGCUUUCCCUCUCAUGUUUCAAAUCAGAUACAGGCCGCACGGCUCGAUAUACUGGUCAGAGAUUUACUCUGAAGAGAGUCCGGCUACGAUAUUUGACGCCCUCGCCGGCCACCUCCACCAUGUCCAAAUCCGAGCCCGUGAUGAGGUGAACUCUGAGAGCCAGUGGAGUGAAUGGACUCCUGUGUUUCUUGUCAAACCCUGGGAAGUUUUCACCACCACUGAACCUGUCGAGGAGGAAAACGACAGCCACAUCACAAAACCAGAAACCUCUACUGCAAAGUCACACAAUCCUGAACUUGAGGAUGAAGGUAAUUUGGGUUUGGUGAUUCUGCUGGUUUUGUUCUCCGUGGUCAUCCUCACCACCGUCCUUUCCCUCAUCUUUGUCGUGUGGGUAAGACAGAGGCGGCGCGAUCAUGUGACCAAACAGGAACUUACCUCAAUGGUCAAGAUGAAGUCCAUGCCGAUCUAAUGUUAAUUUGGAAUCAACUUCUCCUCAUCAGCCUGUUGUAGGGCUACUCCCACAAGUCAUCCUCUGAAUCCACCACUGUAGCAGACUGGCCCUCCGUAUUGAACUACAUUAACCAGAAUGCAAUCAAUGAGUCCAUCCAGGAUCUAUGACAACAGGGAGGCACCCUGGAGUUGGGAUAAAGGACCCAUGUCCAUAAAAGUUGACUGAAGGGUAUGUUUUGCCGGAUUUCCCUGGACAUAUUAAGAGGUAACAUUGAAUUGCGAUACCCACAAUGCAUCAGCCAACUCCUCAAACUGCACUGGGCUGGAAAACAAACCCAAUCCUGUUUUGUUAAGUCCACUUCAGCAGAUUCAAUGCUGUUCCCCCCCUGAUGGGAUGGGAUGGAGUGAAUCUGCAUCAGGACAUUUGAGUUCACUCACAUCUAAUGCUGCUUCAGUCGGACUGACUCCUCUUUUCAAAAAGAGGAGGGUUUUUUUUGGUUUUUUCUUUUAGCUUUUGACCUUGGAAGCAACAAGGAAGUACAGGAAGUGCAGCUGCCAAACAGGAGAACAUUUUUCUUUGGUGUGAAGGGGAAGAUUAUUUUCUCGGACGACUUGUCUCUUCUCUCAAACUCACGUUCUUUAAGUUGUGGACGUUCAGUGUAAGAAGUAACAUCCGUUAUUACAUCAAGUGACCGACUGACUCAAUGCUGUGAAGGAAACAUAACUUCUGCCAGUGUCUCUGUGUGUUUGAUGCCAAAGCAGCAACUAUGGGCAUUAUGAUAUCAGCUGAGGGGCAGGAGGAAACCUGUUACCUGACCUGAGGGUGGGGAUAUGGAGGAAAAGGUCCAGGGUGGGCAGUAAAGGUUAUCUAGACUUAAUUUCAUUUAUGUCAAGUCAUUUCUUGUUGCAUGACCUGGUUGUUUUGUUUUGUAAUAUGUUUAGUACAGGUGAGCCUCUGUUUCUUUUUAUACCUCUUGAUAUCCAUCCACUGAUCCAGAAAUAGAGUGAAUGUUUAUUCACACAUGAGCUGAAAGAAAUGAGAAAGUGAUAGGAAGAAGGAUAUCGGCCUUUCAUUAACCACCAGCACUAAUAUAUGACAGAGUAGCUUAAAGCCCCUGUAAGGGUUUUUUAAAAGGUUAUGAAACAGAUUGAAAUUGAAAGUGAUACCUCUUUAUGAUCUACAAACACAAACAAGACUAUCAGCAACAGUAUUGAUAAUUUCUAUAUUGUCAUUUUGAAUGCCUGCAACCUCUGCAGGGGGCACACUGAGGACAGCUAACUCACAGUGAGUGACAUAUUUAGAAAAGACAAAUCAGAAAGCAGGAGGAGGUUUUUGUCUGAAAAUACUUCCUGGACAAGAUCAGCAAAGUGAUAAGACGUACAUCUUUGCCUACAGGGGGCACCAAAAACAACACACACUAUACAGUAGCUUUAAUUAGCAGGAGAAAAUUGAAUCAGUGAUGGUCCAAUUUUCUGUCUACAUAUGAAAAGAGCCCUCAGUAUAUUACAUUGUCGGUAUUGAAAAUGGUUAUAGACAGCGAGCAGAUUGCAAGACACCUCACACUGUCUCUCUGUUUAAAGAUAAAAGUCUAACCAUUUUAAUUUGAUCAUCAAUUUGGUUAAUGACAAGUCCAAAUUCUUUCCCACAGUGCAGCAAGCAAAAACAGGAAGUUCAAGGUGUGUAGGGGUAACAUUGAAGUCGGCACACCAUGUUUUGUUUUACACAGCUACAGAGCAGUAUGAGAAUGUUUUAGCAUCACCCCUCUAGAAUACAGCAUAACCUGCUUUUCACUCAAAGUCAACUGUGAGUAUAUCACUACAAAUUAUUAUCCUAAUUACUUAAUUACUGUAGAUAUUUUUUAGGGGAUAACAUUUCGGAACCAAAUUUUGAAAAAACAUUAGAGUGAUAUUUUAUAUCACUUAGUGUCUUGAGAAAAUAAAAAAGCCACGCCUGACAUGUGGGAAGCUGGAAAAAGAAAUCAAUUGGAGCCUUCUUGACAAAUUAUAAAACAAGAGUUCAAGAAUAAAAACUGUUCUUUAUUGACUUAUUUUUUAAUUUACCAGACUAGUGUUAUUGUCGAUGUCGGGCAGAAACCUUGUAUCUCCAUAUUUAAUUAUCUUAGCUUUUUUUCAAUGCUAUUGAUCUUCCUUUAUGUCUGUCAAUAGGCUUUCUAAAAUAUGGUUAAAUGGACUUGUACUUAUGGAGCGCUUUUCUAGUCUUUCUAACUACUCAAAGCACCUUUACACUACUCACUCAUUCACACAACAUUCACUCACUGAUGGUAGAGGUUGCUACAGUAAGGGACCAUUAGUAUUAUCUAAUGUCAUUCAUACACAUUCAGACACUGCAAGCAAUUUGGGGUUCAGUUUCUUGCCUAAGGACACUUUGGCAUGUGAGGAGCUAGGAUCAAACCACCAACCUUCCGAUUGAUAGACGACUGACUCCACCCACUGAGCCACUACUUCCAUAAUAUAACAGAAAUUAUUUUAAAAAGGUUUGUGGCUGAAUCUCCUGCAGUAUUUAGUUAUGUGAAAUAUGUAGAUUUUUUUUUACUUAGUAGUGGUUUUGGAGAUACAAGGUUUCUCUGCGAAGGUGACGUUAUGCAAAUUUGUUGUCUGGUCAUUCUUCUAAGGCCAUCUCUGGUGAGUCUCACUGACACUACACUUAAAGUUUGCAUAUCUGAGUGAACUUACAAUGAACUGAGUAUCACUAAAGGGUGUUUGUGUUCAAAUAAGAGACAAUUAGAUGGUAGUUAGCCAGCUAAGUUAAUGUAUACUAAGCACUUUUCUGUUCUGUUAUUAAGAAAUAAUAUACCUUUAACUCCUCUGGGAAACUGCUUUCAUGACCAAGUCUCACGAACAUUUUGACUGUCUAUCUGUAACAAAAUGUAUGUUUUACACUAUAUAAUGAGGCAGAUUCAGCAGGAUCAAAAAUGAUAGGAUACUGACACAAACAAUGAACACACUGAUUGUGGAAGUCAGGUCCUAUCCAAUUUAUCUACAUCUCCAUGACUGAUAUACCAGCACACCGUCUUACCAGUCAAUCAUUCAACAAUGGAUUGUUAAUCUCCUGAAAUCUGGGUUUAUAAAUCUGAGCCUGUGCAGCAAUGUGUCUGAAAUGAGCACAAAACACUACAUUGACAAGAGCAACUCUCGCUCUCCGUGUUCACAUCCCAUGAAUGCUGACUCAUAAAAAGAUAGAGGACAAAAAUCCCCACAUGCCUUCACAAUUACUUUGGUUUAGAUUCACUUUUGACACCUCUACAUUCAUCUUGGCUAACCCUGCAUUAAUGGAGGUGAGAAACCCAUAAAGAGAAAAAUGUCUAUUUUCUUUCUUUCUUUCUUUCUUUCUUUCUUUCUUUCUUUCUUUCUUUCUUUCUUUCUUUCUUUCUUUCUUUCUUUCUUUCUUUCUUUCUUUCUUUCUUUCUUUCUUUCUUUCUGUGGGGUGCUGAUUAAAAGAAUGAAUAAUUGUGUUGAUCCAAAGCUGUGUAUCUUAUCAAUUGAUUCAAUGAUCGACUGACGUUUGUAUCAGAAACACAAGGUGCAUCUGAGUCACACUUUAGCCAGUUUGACAACUGUAUGUUCUCUUGAGCUAGCUCCACGUUAUGCAUGGAUCCAGUUGAAGCUUUUGUGUAUGUUAUUGUAUAUCACACUUUCAAAAGAUUCAUGUUCAUGUUUAUAUGUGAUGUUUAUAUGUAGAGACUAAAAAUAUAUAUUCUUUGGAAAGGAUUUUACAGACAUGGAUUAAAGCUGGACAAAGUAGCCGUUAUUACCAACAAACUUCACCCAUCCUCCAUUCUUUCAUACUUUAAAGAUCUGAAAUCCAUGGAUUAAAAGAUGCCUUUUACCUGCAAAAGUUAGUCUAAUCAAUAUAUCAGCAUUUCAAUGCAAAACUCCAGAAUUGACUCCCACAGAGAAAGGUUAAUCCAUGUCUGGAGAAUCCGCCCGUCAUUGUGUUUGUGUUUCUUUCUACCCAGUUAUAUGAAGCUGUGUUACUGUACGAUUACUGUAUGGACACUAUGUUUACUGAUUUCACUUUCAACCAACUUGCUUUUCUUCAUGGUGUUUUCUUGAUAUCGUGAUGUCACAAGUUGUUAUUUCUGCUUCACUUCAAUUCCACAAAGAUUCAAUAAUCAUCAUCAAUAGUGUUUGACAAGAGUUGAACUUUUACAUGUAGUUUAAAUUGAAGAGAAAUACAUUUUAAAUUUCUUAUGAACAGGCCAGGAAUCAAUGAAUAUAAGCAUGUUAUUUUUAUCAACCAAUCAGUCUUUUUAUAUAUAUAUAUAGCGCCAUAUCAAAACAAGUUUUAUCCCUUUACAAAGAGAGCCGGUCUAGACCGUACUCUGUUACACACAGGACUCAGUCUGAGCUCGUCUCCUUUUAACAGGCAGAAAUCUCGAGCAGGACCAGACUCAAGUUAGACAGCCAUCUGCCUCAAUGUUGGGGUUUUUAUCAAAGUAUCACCUUCAAAUGUUAAGAUGCCAAUCUUUUCUUUAAAUUCUCCUCAUCUAUCAAUUUUUAGAUAUAAAUACACAAGUUCAUUUGCUUUAAUAUACUUAUACGUUAGAGUUUAAUUAACUUCAUUUUAAAUAACUUACUUUCUCCCUCAUUUUUACUAAAUACUUUACUUAGACCUUUAACAUACAAAUUUAUAGCAGUACUUUUAAAAUAUAGCUAAUAGGAAAUCUCAGUGCUACACUUUCAGGUAACACUUGUUUACGCCUCUUAACAGCACUUAAAAGUCAAAGCAACACUCAGAUUAAAAUAGUUUUAUAAUAUAUAUUUUCACAAACACUUGGCAUGUUACAAUUGUAUAAACAACCCUAUAGAUUUAAUUUUAUAUGGACCACUUGUUGAGUCCAAUAAGUUUAUUUUGUCCAUCCUGUCUUCAAUAUUCAAGGUGAGUUCUCUUCUCUGUGAUUUAUCUAUCUCCACCUUGUUGUUUCACUCGAGGUGUUUCCUCUGUUGUUGGUGGACACUUCACUGGUAUUCUCAAUCUGUCAAAGUCCCUCUGCAGUAUGUGAUAGCAGGUGGAGCCUGUUGGUUUCAGUUGUUCUGACUCAAAUUACACUCAGGCGUCCAUCCUCAGAUGUACAUGGUCUUUCUUUUGUUUUUGCUUUCUAUGUACCACAGAUAUCACCAUAAGCUGUUUUUUUUUUUCUUUCUGUCCUUGUAUGUGUCUGUGAAAUAAAUACUAUUUUAUCACAUUA
Messenger RNA from Notolabrus celidotus (New Zealand spotty), 6675 nucleotides. It is a transcript of the gene il11ra, whose product is annotated as interleukin 11 receptor, alpha. The coding region runs from base 303 to 1484 and encodes 393 amino acids. The record is from RefSeq and is a predicted model, not a curated record. Gene Ontology annotation, cellular component: membrane. The transcript is spliced from 12 exons. NCBI's taxonomy places the organism in Eukaryota, Metazoa, Chordata, Actinopteri, Labriformes, Labridae. Gene Ontology annotation, molecular function: protein binding; cytokine receptor activity.